GACGGGAGGUAAUCCCCUCCAUGUGAGGAGGAGGCGGCACGGGUGCGGAGGCGGGCUGUUUUUCAUUCAAAUCCUUACUAGUCCUAUAAAAAGCGGAACUCGGAGCUAGAAAGAAAGAGAGAGAUAGAGAUAGAGAGAGGUAGAGAGAGAGAGAGGGGGAAAGCGCGCAGAUCGACACGGCUGUAUCUGUGGGGAUGGAGAUGCUGCAUGGAUCCGCAGGUGUCCAAACGGCGCUGAAAAACGCCGCCGUGUGCGUAAUGCUGCUGCCGCGCUUCCUUCUCGCCGCCGUGAUGCUGUGGCUCCUGGAUUUCUUGUGCAUCCGGAGGAAGGUGCUCACGAAGAUGCGCGAGAGCGACCUGAGCAGCCCCGACGACCCGCCGCUCUGCGUGUCAGACUCCAACAAGAUGUUCACGCUCGAGUCGCUGCGCGCCGUGUGGUACGGCCACAAGCUGGACUUCUUCAAGACGGCGCGUCUGGGCGGCGCGGCGCCCAACACCGAGGUGGUUCCCCUGGACAGCGCGUCGCGGAGAGGCGCGCAGCGGAUCCUGGACUACGCCCGCGGGAGGAGACCCCUCAUCCUGAACUUUGGGAGCUGCUCCUGACCGCCGUUCAUGACGCGCCUCGCGGCGUUCCAGCGCGUCGCGCGGCAGUACGCGGACAUCGCGGACUCGCUGCUGGUGUACAUCGAGGAAGCGCAUCCUUCAGACGGCUGGGUGAGUUCCGACGCGCCUUACCAGAUCCCUAGGCACCGCUGUCUGGAGGACAGACUCCGCGCCGCGGAGCUCAUGAACCGCGAGGCGCAGGGGAGCGCCGUGGUCGUGGACACCAUGGAGAACUCGUCUAACUCGGCGUACGGCGCUUAUUUUGAGCGCCUCUACAUACUGAAGGACGAGAAGGUCGUGUAUCAAGGCGGCAGGGGUCCGGAAGGCUACCGGGUUUCGGAGCUCAGAGACUGGCUGGAGCGCUACCGGAGCGAUCUGGAAGCUUCGAACGCGGAGACGGUGGUGCACGUUUAAGGCGGAUGGAUGCACGGAUGUUUUCUUUCCCUCAGCCCGACUCUCCCCUGCUGAAAAAACAAAAUAUAUAUAGACACCAUCACAGAAUGUGUAAUGGUUGUACUGGGUAUAUUAGCACACGUACGUCUGCAAGAUGUGUAUGUUAAUGAUGCUGUGUGAGAUGUCAGUUUUACAUGCAUUCUGAAUGAUAAACAUCUUAAAGACAUCUAAUAGAUGACAUCUAAAAGGAAACGUCCUAUAGACGUAUUGCAGAUGUGCAAACAGUCUAAAACAAUACGUCUUGCAGAUGUAAAUGCAGACGUACUGUGCUAUCAGGGGAUUACUGGGAGACGUACUGGUUUAAAUGGAAACAGUAAUGGACCCUGUGGGUUUCUACUGGUAAUUGGUCACCUUUUAUUGGUGGCUUGUUAAAACCAUUAAAUCCUAAUGGAAUGUGUCCCAAAACGCACUACAGAAAACCAUUUUUAAUGGUUAAAAGUUGAUGGUUUGUUGUUGAAACCAUUUGAAUGUCUGUGAUGGUUUCUAUUGUGUUUUUCAGCAGGGUCGUGUCCUUAUCAAGUCGUUGGCUGCAUUUCAAAGCAUACACUCUUAAAAAAUAAAGGUGCUUAAGGCGAGACACUGCAG
Cyprinus carpio (common carp) is the source of this 1640-nucleotide messenger RNA. RefSeq names its product iodothyronine deiodinase 3b. NCBI's taxonomy places the organism in Eukaryota, Metazoa, Chordata, Actinopteri, Cypriniformes, Cyprinidae. The record is from RefSeq and is a predicted model, not a curated record. Gene Ontology annotation, molecular function: thyroxine 5'-deiodinase activity.